AUGGCGUUUUGGUCCGAAUUUAUCGUCAUCGUUGCUAUCAUUUCAUCUAUCAAAACUGUACUUGGCUCAGGGUUCUGUCCUUCUCGGCUCUCUGUCAAAUGCCUCUCUCGGCUCAUUGUGGAAUGUUCUUGCCCGCCAGAGUGGCAACUGUGGGGGAACGAGUGUUAUCGCAUCACUCCUUUACCGCAUACUAGGGAUGACGCCAAGACAGCUUGCCAAGACAUGGGAAGCAAGAUGGCUGCUCCUCGCUCGCUGGAGGAAAUGAACUUUAUGGUGGAAUUGGCGCAAAAGGUGGACAGUGCAUACUCUGCCUGGAUCGCCUGCAAUGACAAAGAAAUUGAAGGAACUUGGGAGUGUGACGGUCAGGAAGGUCGCAAGCCCUUCUUACUUUGGGAUGAUGGGCAACCAAAUGAUUUAUUCAAUCAAGAUUGUGUGGCAAUAAAGUCGACAAAAAACGGCAAAAUGGAUGACGAAUACUGUUAUCGCUCUCACUUGGCGUUUUGUGUUCGUCGAGCUGCCUGUACUCACGGCCUAUUAAACCAAACUUCGUCACUGAUGCCUCUCUACCGACACACACGGCCGCAGUCUCAACCCAACCUGCCUCCGCGACCGCAACAUCCGGGGGUUCAUCACCGAGAGCGUGGCCGUCCGUGGCUCAACCGACAAGGAGCCCAGAUGUCGCUCUUUCAACAAUAA
Patiria miniata (bat star) is the source of this 696-nucleotide messenger RNA. Its product is annotated as perlucin-like protein. Lineage: Eukaryota; Metazoa; Echinodermata; Asteroidea; Valvatida; Asterinidae. The transcript has a single exon. The record is from RefSeq and is a predicted model, not a curated record. The coding region runs from base 1 to 696 and encodes 231 amino acids.